Aspergillus puulaauensis is the source of this 1344-nucleotide messenger RNA. RefSeq lists its product as uncharacterized. The transcript has 3 exons. Gene Ontology annotation, cellular component: fungal-type vacuole membrane. Gene Ontology annotation, biological process: transmembrane transport. Gene Ontology annotation, molecular function: transmembrane transporter activity. The record is from RefSeq and is a predicted model, not a curated record. Bases 1 to 1344 code for a protein of 447 amino acids. Lineage: Eukaryota; Fungi; Ascomycota; Eurotiomycetes; Eurotiales; Aspergillaceae.
AUGGCCGACCCUGCGCCGGAGAGCCUGUCAACCAAAACUUCUAAUGUCGAGGCAAGUAGCGCCCAGUCGUCAGAGGGGGGAGGCGAGAAAGAAGCCAGCCUAGCACCGCCUUCUGGUCCUUCGGUCCCCCCUCCUCCCAAUGGCGGUCUCAAAGCAUGGCUGCAGGUGGUGGGAAGCUUCCUGCUUAUUCUGAAUACUUGGGGGCUUGCAAACUCAUUCGGCGUCUUCCAAACCUACUACACCACUACACUCCUCGCCACGUCCACUCCAUCCGCCAUCUCAUGGAUCGGCUCCAUCCAGGGCUUUCUGCUGCUGUUCGUUGGGGUUCUGUGCGGGCGUGCAUUCGAUGCUGGGUAUUUCUUCCCGAUGGUCUCGCUGGGCAUCUUUUUGGAGGUGUUUGGAAUGUUCAUGACCUCCUUGAGCACCAGGUACUACCAGGUCUUCCUCGCCCAAGGGAUUUGCGUUGGUCUUGGAUCUGGAUGCCUGUUCACACCCGCGAUCUCGCUUGUCGGGACGUACUUUUCGACCCGACGCAGUUUGGCGACUGGAAUCGCCGCCAGCGGAAGCAGCGCUGGCGGGAUUUUCUAUCCUAUCGUCAUCCGGCGGUUGAUUGUGCAGGUCGGGUUUCCCUGGGCCGCUCGCGCCAUGGCAUUCAUCAUGCUGGGCACUCUGGGACUUGGAAUUGCGUUGCUCAGACCACGAUUGCCGCCUCGUCGAUCCGGCCCUUUGGCAGACUUUGCAGCCUUCAAGGACCCGGCCUACGCGACUUUUGUCAUCGGCCUGGCUCUUGGAUUCACCGCAUUCUUCAUCCCUUUCUUCUACUCGGAGAUCUAUGCCCUCAAUAUCGGAGUCGAGUCGGAGCUGUCGUUCUAUAUCCUGUGCAUAAUGAACGCUGGAGGCUUGAUCGGGCGAAUGUUGCCGAAUGCCAUUGCAGACAAACUCGGAAACCUGAACGUCAUCGUCCCCUGCGCCUACAUAUCUGGGAUCAUCGUCCUGGCCUGGGUGUCAGUGAAAGACCAAGCCAGUCUCAUCGCCACCUCCUUCCUCUACUCCUUCUUCUCGGGAGGAUUGAUGGCGCUACCGCCGGCCAUUCUCGUUGGUUUAAGCCCACACCUCAGUCAGAUCGGCGUGCGAGUUGGCAUGGCUCUCAGCGUUGGGUCAUUAGGCGUCCUGAUCGGAUCGCCCAUUGCGGGAGCCAUACUGUCCAGCCAGAGUCCUCAUUCGCCAGAGCGGUCGGACUUUUCGGGAACUCUGGUCUUUACGGGCGUUAUUCUAAUUGCGACCGGUGCGUUUAUGCAUGCAACUCGGUUCGUUAAGCAUGGGCUUAAGUGGGGGAAGAUCUGA